Molecule: messenger RNA, 1014 nt
Organism: Brugia pahangi
Lineage: Eukaryota; Metazoa; Nematoda; Chromadorea; Rhabditida; Onchocercidae
Source: the annotation of a GenBank genome assembly
AUGUAUUUUAAUUCGAAACCAAGAAAAUUUUCCUGGUUUGUUUGGCUUAGGUCUCAUUCAGGAUUCCUUCUGUUCCAUUCAUUUGGUGGUGGUACCGGUUCAGGUUUUUCAUCUCUGUUAAUGGAACACUUAACAAUUGAUUAUGGUAAAAAAAGCAAGCUAGAAUUUUCGAUCUAUCCGGCACCGCAUAUUUCGACAUCUGUAGUGGAGCCAUAUAAUUCUGUCCUUAUGACUCAUGCUACCCUUGAGCAUGCUGAUUGUUCAUUCAUUAUGGACAAUGAGGCAAUUUAUGACUUAUAUCAUCAUAAGUUGAAUGUUGAUCGACCAUCCUAUCCAAAUCUAAAUCGUCUCAUUGCUCAAGUUGUUUCGUCGACUACCGCUUCGCUGCGCUUUGAAGGUGCGCUAAACGUAGAUCUGAUUGAAUUUCAGACAAAUUUGGUGCCAUAUCCACGUAUUCAUUUCCCAUUGGUGUCAUAUGCUCCGAUAGUUUCCGUCAAGAAAGCUUGUUAUGAAACUCUUUCGGUGAUGGAUAUUACCAGAGAUUGUUUUGAAACUUCCAAUCAAAUGGUGAAAUGUGAUCCGACAAAGGGUAAAUAUAUGUCAAUUUGCCUUUUAUACCGUGGUAAUGUCACACCAAACGAUGUCAAUGAAGCCAUUAGUGCUGUCCGUCAUCGCAGACAGAUUAAUUUUGUAGAGUGGUGUCCAACUGGAUUCAAGAUUGGAGUUAACCAUGAGCCACCAACAGCUGUACCAGAUGAUGAUGCUGCAUCUGUACCACGUGCUCUCUGCAUGUUAGCCAAUACAACAGCUAUUGCUGAAGCGUGGGCUCGUUUAGAUGCCAAAUUCGAUCUGAUGUAUUCAAAACGAGCUUUUAUACAUUGGUUUAUUGGUGAGGGUAUGGAGGAAGAUGAAUUUAUUGACGCACGUGAAGACAUGGACCUUCUUGAGAGGGACUAUAAGGAACUUGCAGCGAAUGAAUUUGAUGCUGAUUCGAACGAUGGCAACGAUUUCUGA